AUGGCCGACGAGCGCGACGUGUACCGCGCCGCCGCCGAUGAUCGAGACGCUCCUCUCCGCGCCGAAGACCCCGGCCGCGCGAAACCGCCCAAGUCCCCGCCGCCCCAACCCUACCACACCGCCACCGCUCUAUCGUCCCUCGAAAGCCGCCUCAAGGAAUCCGAAGCCCGUCGUAUCGACUCCGAGGAACGUGUUCAGCAAUUGGAGAAGUUGGUGGAGGGUUUAUUGAAAAGCUCACCUGAACCAGCUGCGGCGCGGGCCGGAGUCUCUGAACCAGCUGUGGCGAGGGCUGGAUUCUCUGAACCAGCCGCAGCGCGGGCUGGGGAGUUUACGUUUCCGCUGGUGAGAUCGGUCCCCUUGGACGUUCCCCCACACACCAUUCUGGAACGUUCAGGCAAUACCGCUGACCCCCUUGUUUGUUCCCCUGGGGGGGAAUCUCACAGCGCACGAAGGGACGGCCCUUCCUCGGCAGUAAUCAGCUCUCGUUGGAGAGGGACGUUACCUGACCGGGAAGGGCUAUGGACAGGGGAUAACCCGGAUCGGUUGGUCACUUUCACUACAUUUGGGAAGUCGUACUUGUCUCUACUUUGCGACAUUUCCACCAGCGACCUUUUUACCACCGACCGCGUCAUCCAGCUUGUGGCGACCUUGUUCGUUCGUUCCACUUCUCCCAAGCGCCGUCAGUCUCCGCACGACUGGGCCGUUGAUACUAUGACGGACGCGCUCCGGGACGAACGACCUCACUGCUGGACGACACUGAUGACAGAAGUUGGACGUCGUUGGCCGGAUCCUGGCUUUGCCGACCGAGUGUCCCACGACUUCUAUGGGUGCCGACAGUCUUCGUCUCGAGCCUACGACCAUGUGGGCGAAUGGCGUGCCCGCUACCGAGCGUUUAUGCACAACGACCCCAGCUUCAGCCUCUCGUCCCUUCAACUCGCCACAACCUUUUAUCAAUCGUUGAGUGAUGUGGCUAAGCGGGAAGUGCGGGCUGGUAUGCUGCGGGAAUAUCGGGAUAACUCACUCGUGACUAUAGGGAGGUUCGGACGAACUGUCCCGUCCCUCGAGGAGGUUACCGACUGGGCCGCCAUCGCCGACGACACCGGCACGACAUCAGUUUCGACCCCGCCGAUUCGUACUGCGACUUAUGGAGCAAUUGCGAAAACGCCACGCACCGCCCCAUCCACGCCAAACGACGACGCACGUACCCAGAUCCGUCGAGCUCGAUGGAUGAACCGCGCCGGUAAAUGGCAACAGGCCCACCUGUGGAAGGAUCGGAACACGUGGUUUUCGCCAGCAUCGGGUGGGGUACCCGCCAGCAUGGCGUGUUUUAAUUGCGGUCAAGGUGGCCAUUUCUCACAGCAUUGUACAGCGGAGCGACAAUCCCCCUCGACCGUCCAAAUAUCAGCAAUUGCCUUCGCCGACAUGGACGAGGACGAAUGGUCGUCGGCCUCAGGUGACGUUGAGGACCCCCAGGUGCGAUUCCCCCUUCCCCUCGAGACUGAUUUGACUCGACCGUCGAGUUCCGCAUCCGCCUUAGUGACGCACCACUCUUGCCCUCCUGCAGACCUUGUUGGCCGAGUGAAAGACGUUGCCUCUUCUUCUUUUGAAGUUCAGACCUCAUCAAGUAGUUCGCAUCCAACCGUGCCGGCAAAUGAUGCAGAUCAACAUCGUCUCGACGAUAGCCUGGCUGACAUCGCGAUUGACGCGGUGGAAGAUGUCUUGUACUACGCUGAUGCCGCGUCGCGCUUGUGUCAUUAUCCGGGGCCGGAAGUGGUGUCGUCUCGCAAGGCGGAAAGGACUGCUUCGGUGAGCUCUUUCCAGAUUCUUGUGCCGUCGGGUGUGUCUCUCUUGGCGUCCGCUGCGCCCCUGAUCGACAUCGACGAACCCGACCGACCUGUCGAGCCCGCCAUUGUACGCGCCCGCAACGUCAUCGCUUGGACGCUACCUUCUGGAAGGGUUUUGCGAUGUUUGAUCGACUCUGGAUCAGAGGUCGACUUGGUGGAUCAGGAGGUGGUGCGAGUCGACCCGAGCUUCGCAACGGCCCGUUUGACUGCACCAUUGCACUUGCGCCUCGGCACCCAGGAUAAGUCCGACCGAUGUGCUGUGUUCGCCACCGCUCCUUUUUCGUCUGGCGCCCUAGAUCUCGGUUUGCGACCAUUCUUCGUUUGCCGUGUAACGGCGUACGACGCCAUCUUGGGGCUGCCAUUUCUUAAGGACACAGGCAUGCUCGUUGGUUGGGGCGUCUUCACCGUCGCGCGCACCGGCCCUUCGCAACCCGUCGCCCAGGAUACGCACGAAUGGGACCGAGCCGUCACCGUAGCACCUAUCUUAUCCAGUUCUGCCAUUGGCUGCAAUCACCCUGGGUUGCUUCCCGACGACGAGAUCAUCGGCCUCGAGCCACACAACCCGCUGCUCGAUGUCGUCGACGAUCCGGCACUCGACGAUUUCUCUGAGUCCGAAGCACGAACACGAUUGGCUGCCUUACUCGAGAAAUUUUCUGAUGUGUUCGUAGAUUUGCUACCGAUGGACCAACUCCCACCGUACCGGCCAGUCAACCACGAGAUCCCGUUGAUCAAUCCCACCGAAAAGGUCAAACCCCGGGUAUACCCCCUUGCCGACAAAUAUCGCAGCCAGUGGGCGGAACACUCAGCUAAGUACACUCGUGGUCGAUUCUGGGUUUCGGGUCCGAUCGAUUCUGCGGCUCCGGUCUUUGCCAUUCCGAAGAAGAACUCCCAGACGGCUCGUUUCGUGAUCGACCUCCGCGCGCGCAACAGCAACACCGUCAAGCGUUUUUCGCCCAUCCCGGACAUGACCAAUGUUCGAUACGAGGUGGCUCGAUCGCGUUAUCGCUCUAAAUUCGACGUGGCCGCGGCAUUUGAGCAGGUUCGGGUCAUACCGGAGCACGUCGAUCGCACCGGCUUCGCAACGGUGACGGGCACGUACACGUCGCGGGUCAUGCAGUUUGGUGACACCAAUGCGCCCAAUACCCUCAACCUCUUAACCUCGGCGAUGUUCCAGCCGUGUCUCCCGUUCGCCAAGAUCUUUUUCGACGAUGUCCACGUCCAUUCCGAUACCCGUCGCGCGCACUUGAGACACAUCAAGAUCCUGCUGAUGACAUUGAGACAUUACCGGUUCUACUUAGGAUCCAAGAAGUCCGAGUGGUUCUCAAAGUCGUUGGACUCCUUGGGCACCAUCAUUUCCGACGUCGGCAUCGAAGUCGACCCCGCCAAGUGGGUGCGUAUCCGUCAGUGGCCGAUCCCGUGCAACAAGACCGAUGUCCAGCGCUUCCUCGGCACCGUCAACUGGAUGCGAGAUCACCUACCGCACCUCUCAAAGAUUUUGGAGCCGAUCACCGCGUUAAUGGCGCAAUCGACGUCAUGGCGUUGGAACGAGCGAGAACAGCAGGCUUUCGAUACCGUCAAGUCCCUUGUGCCCGCCAUCCUACGACCGAUCGAUGGCGCCAAGGUUACCUCGGGCGAGCACAAGAUGUACCUCUUCACGGAUGCCAGUCGGGUUGGCAUUGGCGCUUGUUUGGCGUCCGGGCCCAACCGUUCGCAGGCCGUUCCAACGCGAUUCUUUUCCGCUAAGUUCAACGGUGCUCAGCUCAACUAUCAUGUCACUGAUAAAGAGUUCUUGGCUGUUGUCUCGGCGUGUCGGGCGUUCGAGCAGCACUUGAUCGGUUACCCCUUCGUCAUCGUCACCGACCAUCAGGCCCUUCGCACGAUAAAAACUGACAGGCAACGUCGGAGGGGAUGA
Molecule: messenger RNA, 3756 nt
Organism: Microbotryum saponariae
Lineage: Eukaryota; Fungi; Basidiomycota; Microbotryomycetes; Microbotryales; Microbotryaceae
Source: the annotation of a GenBank genome assembly